Messenger RNA from Nicotiana tabacum (common tobacco), 438 nucleotides. NCBI's taxonomy places the organism in Eukaryota, Viridiplantae, Streptophyta, Magnoliopsida, Solanales, Solanaceae. The record is from RefSeq and is a predicted model, not a curated record.
AUGGAAAUCGAGUCUCAUAUUACUCAGUUUCUUAAGGGGAUAACAAGAAAUGGCGAAAUCCGUGAGUUUACGGCGAAACAAAUGAAUAUGGUGGACGAGUUGCAAAACAAGACGAUUCGAGAAGAAGGGAAGCUCUCGUCAAGAUUGGCUAGCUUGCAAGAAGAGAUAGUAGACCAGCCGCUUAUUAGCAAGACGAAGAAGAAGAAAGAUGGAGAUGAUGAUGUAGAGUGUGAGAAUGCAGAUGAACCGUUGGAUAAACAUAGCAAAUACAUGGCAGCUAUAAUGGAGGAAGCUGAUGAGUUGAGGAUGAAGACAUUGAAAGAGAUUGUGGUUAUACUUGAACCUGCUCAAGCUGUGGAAUACUUAGCAGCAGCUAAGAAGAUUAGGCUUUGUAUCCAACAAUGGGGAAAGAAGAGAGAUCAUGAUCAUACCAACUAA